Molecule: messenger RNA, 798 nt
Organism: Colletotrichum higginsianum IMI 349063
Lineage: Eukaryota; Fungi; Ascomycota; Sordariomycetes; Glomerellales; Glomerellaceae
Product: Alpha beta hydrolase fold protein
Exons: 1
Coding region: 1-798 (265 amino acids)
Source: RefSeq, a predicted model, not a curated record
AUGCCGACGCUUGAGCAAGUCGAGUACUCGCAGGGGGGCACGGUCGCCGCCGUGACCGACUUCUACGCCUUCCUGACCAAGAUGUACCUUCCCGAGUCGGCCGUCGUGCACCCGCCGCCAGGAGGGUGGCCGACUUUAGCCUCUGAUCUCGGUGACCUCGGCAAGUCGGACGAGGUGCUCAGCCUGCUCUCGCACCUGCCGUACGUCCGCCAAGACGAUCUCGACGACACCGAGAUACCGGAGGUCACCCCUGGCGGCCGCUGGAUCGACUGGCGCCAGUCCGGCAUCUGGGUGCGCGAGGGCGGCAGCGACAUUGACGAGCUGCGCACCAUCUCCGAGGGCCCCGCCGCCAUGGAGAAUGUGCCUGAGCACGUUAUCGGGCUGACGAUGAGCGAGCACCACGUCUUCCUACUGGACACGGAGCUCGGCGUCGUCUACUGGCCUGAGUGUCCCGGCCGGCUCCGCGACGGGCCCCGCUGCAUCGAGGACGACCCGUACGACUACUGCGACGACGACGAAGACGCCGAGUGGCGUGCCGACGGCGCCGCCUGGUCCGUCGCUGACUUCUUCGAGGUGCUCAAGGCCCAGUACCGCUCGCUGCGCUGGGUGCCGUGCAGCGAGUAUGAGGUCUUGGAUUCGGAAACCGAGACGACGAGGAAUCCGAUCCCGGCGCUCCAGGGGGUUUACCGGCGCCACGGCUGGCCUGAUUUGCAGCAGUAUCGCAAGGAGGAGUGCCUCGAGGAGGCGAAGGCCGUCAGAGUUACAACGGAGCAGGGGGACGAUGCUGAGGGCGCUUAG